Molecule: messenger RNA, 7062 nt
Organism: Aspergillus bombycis
Lineage: Eukaryota; Fungi; Ascomycota; Eurotiomycetes; Eurotiales; Aspergillaceae
Gene: prp8
Product: U4/U6-U5 snRNP complex subunit PRP8
Exons: 1
Coding region: 1-7062 (2353 amino acids)
Biological process (GO): mRNA splicing, via spliceosome; spliceosomal tri-snRNP complex assembly
Cellular component (GO): catalytic step 2 spliceosome; U5 snRNP
Molecular function (GO): pre-mRNA intronic binding; U6 snRNA binding; U5 snRNA binding
Source: RefSeq, a predicted model, not a curated record
AUGGCAUCAUUACCCCCUCCUCCACCUCCAGGAUGGGGUGCAUCGGCUCCCCCGUCGAUGCCUCUGGCUCCACCGCCGCCGGGAUAUCAGCCGCCAGCUGAUCCGACCGUCGCAAAAUUCGCUCAGAAGAAGAACGAAUGGCUCCGGUCGCAACGAAACCGAUUCGGAGAGAAGAGAAAGGGUGGAUUUGUUGAAACACAGAAGGCGGACAUGCCCCCAGAGCACCUGCGAAAGAUCGUGCGAGAUAUCGGCGAUGUAUCGCAGAAGAAGUUCAGCAACGAAAAGCGUAGCUAUCUCGGCGCGCUCAAGUUCAUGCCCCAUGCGGUCUUGAAGCUGUUGGAAAACAUGCCUAUGCCUUGGGAGUCUUCUAGGGAAGUAAAGGUGCUAUACCACGUUAACGGCUGUCUCACGCUGGUAAAUGAGACUCCUAGAGUUAUCGAACCUGUCUUCCACGCCCAGUGGGCCACUAUGUGGGUGUGUAUGCGCAGAGAAAAGAGUGAUCGUAGGCACUUCAAGAGAAUGCGCUUUCCUCCCUUCGAUGACGAAGAACCGCCACUGUCUUGGUCGGAGAAUAUCGAGGACGUCGAGCCGUUAGAGCCCAUCCAAAUGGAACUCGACGAGAAUGAAGAUUCCCCGGUCUACGAGUGGUUUUACGAUCAUCGACCUCUCCUUGAUACCCCCCACGUCAAUGGUCCUAGUUAUAAGAAGUGGAACCUAUCACUGCCGCAGAUGGCGACUCUAUAUCGUCUAAGUCAUCAACUCCUCAGUGACACGGUAGACGAGAACUACUUCCACAUGUUCGAUUUGAAUAGCUUCUUUACAGCAAAGGCUCUGAAUGUUGCCAUCCCCGGUGGUCCGCGUUUUGAACCGUUAUACAAGGACAUUGACCCCAAUGAUGAAGACUUCAGUGAAUUUAACGCCAUCGAUCGUAUCAUUUUCCGUGCUCCAAUUCGCACAGAAUACCGUGUCGCAUAUCCUUUCCUGUACAAUACUCUCCCCAGAAGCGUGAAAGUUUCUUGGUUCUCCCAUCCGCAAGUUGUUUAUGUUCGGACCGACGACCCCAACCUUCCCGCCUUUUACUUCGACCCUGUAAUUAAUCCAAUCUCCUCUCGCUCCGUCGCGCCCAAGAACAUCACUGUUAGCCACGAAGAUGAAAUCUUCGGACCAGGAAAUAACGAAGACGAGUUCGAGCUUCCUGGAGAAGUCGAGCCUUUCUUCGCAGAUGAGGAGCUUUACACCCCGGAGACCGCAUCCGCCAUCGCGCUCUGGUGGGCUCCUCACCCAUUCAACAAGCGCUCUGGAAAGAUGGUUCGUGCACAGGAUGUGCCAUUGGUGAAGCAAUGGUACCUCGAGCAUUGCCCACAGGGUCAACCCGUCAAAGUUCGCGUGUCUUACCAGAAGCUUCUGAAAACGUUUGUGCUCAACGAGCUUCAUAAGAAGAAGCCCAAGGCCCAAAACAAGCAGAAUUUGAUGAGGACCCUGAAAUCGACCAAAUUCUUCCAGCAGACAACGAUCGACUGGGUUGAGGCUGGCUUGCAAGUCUGCCGCCAAGGCUUCAACAUGCUUAACUUGUUGAUUCAUCGCAAGAACUUGACAUACCUGCAUUUGGACUACAACUUCAACUUGAAGCCGGUUAAGACCCUGACCACAAAGGAGCGGAAGAAGUCUCGUUUCGGAAAUGCUUUCCAUUUAAUGAGAGAAAUUUUGCGUCUUACCAAACUAAUUGUUGAUGCGCAAGUCCAGUAUCGUCUGGGCAACAUCGACGCUUUCCAAUUGGCUGAUGGUAUUCUCUAUGCUUUCAACCAUGUAGGACAGCUGACCGGUAUGUACCGUUACAAGUACAAGCUGAUGCAUCAGAUUCGUUCUUGUAAGGAUCUGAAACACUUGAUCUACUACCGAUUCAACUCUGGCCCGGUGGGUAAAGGCCCUGGAUGCGGUUUUUGGGCACCGGCCUGGCGCGUUUGGUUGUUCUUCAUGCGUGGUAUCAUCCCUCUUCUUGAGAGAUGGCUUGGGAACUUGCUGUCUCGUCAGUUCGAGGGUCGCCACAGCAAGGGAGUUGCCAAGACAGUUACGAAGCAGCGUGUGGAAUCUCAUUUCGAUCUCGAACUUCGUGCUUCCGUCAUGGCCGACUUGAUGGACAUGAUGCCUGAGGGUAUCAAGCAGAACAAGAUCAACACAGUCCUUCAACAUCUCUCGGAGGCUUGGAGAUGCUGGAAGAGUAACAUUCCUUGGAAGGUUCCUGGAUUGCCUGCUCCUAUCGAAAAUAUCAUCCUUCGGUAUGUCAAGAGCAAGGCCGACUGGUGGAUUUCCGUCGCGCAUUACAACCGUGAACGAAUUCGCCGUGGUGCUACUGUGGACAAGACUGUUGCCAAGAAGAAUCUUGGCCGACUCACUCGGUUGUGGCUCAAGGCGGAACAGGAGAGGCAGCAUAACUACCUGAAGGAUGGUCCUUACGUGUCCUCUGAAGAGGCUGUCGCUAUCUACACCACCAUGGUACAUUGGCUCGAGUCCCGCAAGUUCUCUCCAAUCCCAUUCCCUAGCGUCUCCUACAAGCAUGAUACCAAGAUUUUGAUCCUUGCUCUGGAACGUUUACGUGAAGCAUAUUCCGUCAAAGGUAGACUCAAUCAGAGCCAGCGUGAAGAGCUUGCUCUUAUUGAACAGGCCUACGACUCCCCUGGAACGACACUGGCUCGAAUCAAGCGAUUCCUUUUGACCCAGCGAGCGUUCAAGGAAGUCGGCAUCGACAUGAACGAUAAUUACAGUCAUAUCAACCCCGUGUACGAUGUGGAGCCUAUUGAGAAGAUCACCGAUGCUUACCUGGAUCAAUAUCUCUGGUAUCAGGCAGACCAACGCCACCUCUUCCCCUCUUGGAUCAAGCCUUCCGAUUCCGAAGUUCCUCCGCUGUUGACAUACAAGUGGGCACAAGGCAUCAACAACUUGUCCAAUGUUUGGGAGACUGCCGAUGGCGAGACAAAUGUAAUGAUUGAGACGGAAUUGUCGAAGGUUUACGAGAAGAUCGAUCUUACUCUAUUGAACCGACUGCUGCGUCUGAUCAUGGACCACAACUUGGCUGACUACAUCACCUCCAAGAAUAACGUGCAGCUCAGCUACAAGGACAUGAACCACACCAACAGCUACGGUUUGAUUCGGGGUCUGCAGUUCUCUGGCUUCGUCUUCCAGUUCUAUGGUUUGAUGAUUGAUCUGCUGCUUCUUGGACUUCAGCGUGCUAGUGAAAUGGCGGGUCCACCUCAGAGCCCUAAUGACUUCCUGCAAUUUAGGGAUCGUGCCACCGAGACCAGACAUCCUAUUCGUCUGUAUACCCGCUAUGUCGACAGGAUUUGGGUGUUCUUCAGAUUCUCUGCAGACGAGUCCAGGGAUCUUAUUCAGCGCUUCUUGACGGAAAAUCCAGACCCCAACUUCGAAAACGUUAUCGGUUACAAGAACAAGAAGUGCUGGCCGCGUGAUUGCCGAAUGCGUUUGAUGCGGCACGAUGUCAACCUGGGUCGCGCUGUGUUCUGGGAUUUGAAGAACCGCCUGCCAAGAUCAAUCACGACGAUCGAAUGGGACGAUACCUUUUCUAGCGUCUACAGCAAGGACAACCCCAACCUUUUGUUCUCCAUGUCCGGUUUUGAGGUUCGCAUCCUCCCGAAGAUCCGCAAUCAGAACGAAGAGUUCUCGGUGAAAGAUAGCGUUUGGUCUUUGGUCGACAACACGACCAAGGAACGCACGGCUCACGCCUUCCUUCAGGUAACCGAGGAGGACAUCCAGAAAUUCAACAACAGAAUCCGUCAAAUCCUCAUGUCUUCCGGUUCCACGACCUUCACUAAGAUCGCUAACAAGUGGAACACGGCCUUGAUUGCUCUCUUCACCUACUAUCGUGAAGCCGCUGUAUCGACUGUCAGCCUUUUGGACACGAUUGUCAAGUGUGAGACCAAGAUCCAGACCCGUGUCAAGAUUGGCCUGAACUCCAAGAUGCCGUCCCGUUUCCCUCCGGCUGUUUUCUACACCCCGAAGGAACUGGGAGGUCUGGGUAUGAUCUCUGGAUCUCACAUCCUUAUCCCUGCUAGUGACAAGCGGUGGUCGCAGCAAACCGAUACCGGCAUUACUCACUUCCGUGCCGGUAUGUCACAUGACGAGGAAACAUUGAUCCCCAACAUCUUCCGGUACAUCAUUCCUUGGGAAGCCGAGUUCAUUGACUCUCAGAGAGUAUGGAUGGAGUAUUCUCAGAAGCGACAAGAGGCCCAACAGCAGAACCGCCGUUUGACGCUUGAGGACCUGGAGGACAGCUGGGAUCGUGGUCUGCCUCGUAUCAACACCCUGUUCCAGAAGGAUCGCAGUACUCUCAGCUUCGAUAAGGGAUUCCGUCUUCGGGCAGAAUUUAAGCAGUACCAGCUUAUGAAGAGUAAUCCAUUCUGGUGGACAAGCCAGCGUCACGAUGGUAAACUCUGGAACUUGAACGCCUACCGUACUGACGUCAUUCAAGCUUUGGGUGGUGUAGAGACAAUCUUAGAACACACUCUGUUCAAGGCCACUGCUUUCCCAUCGUGGGAGGGUCUCUUCUGGGAGAGAGCCUCAGGCUUCGAAGAAUCGAUGAAGUUUAAGAAGCUUACCAAUGCUCAAAGAUCUGGUUUGAAUCAAAUUCCGAACCGUCGCUUCACUCUCUGGUGGUCGCCGACGAUCAAUCGUGCCAACGUCUACGUCGGUUUCCAGGUCCAGUUGGACCUUACUGGUAUCUUCUUACACGGAAAGAUCCCUACACUCAAGAUUUCUUUGAUCCAGAUCUUCCGUGCUCACUUGUGGCAGAAGAUUCACGAGUCCGUGGUCAUGGACUUGUGUCAAGUCUUCGACCAAGAACUGGAGCAACUGGGUAUUGAGGCUGUUCAGAAGGAGACUAUCCAUCCACGUAAGUCGUACAAGAUGAACAGUUCAUGUGCGGACAUUUUGCUUUUCGCUACGAACAAGUGGAACGUUACCCGGCCUUCUCUGCUGUUUGAUACCAAGGACGUGUACGAACCCACCACGACGAACAAGUUCUGGCUGGAUGUGCAACUGAGAUACGGUGACUAUGAUUCUCAUGACAUCGAGAGAUACGUUCGUGCGAAGUACCUGGAUUACACAACUGACAGCAUGAGCAUCUAUCCUUCCGCUACUGGUUUGAUGAUCGGAAUUGAUCUCGCGUACAACCUCUACUCUGCAUAUGGUCAAUACUUCCCCGGUCUCAAGACUCUGAUCCAGCAAGCUAUGGCUAAGGUCAUGAAGGCCAACCCUGCCUUGUAUGUGCUGAGGGAGCGUAUCAGGAAGGGUCUGCAGCUGUAUGCUUCUGAGAGCAACCAGGAGUUCCUUAACUCUCAAAACUACUCGGAGCUUUUCAGUCCUCAAAUCCAGUUAUUCAUUGAUGAUACCAAUGUUUACCGUGUCACCAUUCAUAAGACCUUUGAAGGCAAUCUUACAACCAAGCCUAUCAACGGUGCCAUUUUCAUCUUCAACCCCAGAACUGGACAGCUGUUCUUGAAGAUUAUCCACACCAGCGUUUGGGCGGGGCAGAAGCGUCUGGGUCAAUUGGCCAAGUGGAAGACCGCGGAAGAAGUGGCGGCUCUCAUUCGAUCCUUGCCCGUUGAAGAACAGCCGAAACAGCUUAUUGUCACUCGGAAGGGUCUGUUGGACCCACUUGAGGUCCACCUUCUUGACUUCCCUAACAUUUCGAUCCGUGCUUCUGAACUCCAGCUGCCAUUCCAGGCCGCUAUGAAGGUGGAGAAGCUGGCCGAUAUGAUUCUUCGGGCGACGGAGCCUCAGAUGGUUCUGUUCAACCUCUACGAUGAAUGGCUGAAGUCCAUCUCGCCUUAUACUGCCUUCUCCCGACUCAUUCUUAUCUUGCGUGCCCUGCACGUCAACAUUGACAAGGCUAAGAUUAUUCUGAGACCCGACAAGACUGUCAUCACCCAGGAGCACCACAUCUGGCCCUCGUUGUCUGAUGAGGAUUGGAUCAAGGUCGAAGUGCAGUUGCGUGACUUGAUUCUUAAUGACUAUGGAAAGAAGAACAAUGUCAACGUUCAGAGCUUGACAAGCAGCGAAGUUAGGGAUAUCAUUCUGGGUAUGGAGAUCAGUGCACCUUCGUUGCAGCGACAGCAGGCAGCCGAGAUCGAGAAGCAGCAGGAAGAACAGAAGCAGCUUACAGCCGUCACAACGAAGACCCAGAAUGUCCGUGGUGAAGAGAUCAUCGUGACCACUACAUCACAGUACGAGCAGCAGUCGUUCGCAUCCAAGACCGAAUGGCGCACCCGAGCCAUUGCGACAUCGAACUUGCGGACCAGGUCGAACAACAUCUACAUCUCUUCGGAUGAGGUUCGUGAUGAGGGUUAUACUUACAUUAUGCCUAAGAACAUUCUCAAGCGAUUCAUUACCAUCGCAGAUCUUCGGGUGCAAGUUGCCGGCUAUCUCUAUGGUAGCUCACCGCCUGAUAACGAUCAAGUGAAGGAGGUUCGCACGAUCGUUAUGAUCCCGCAGGUCGGAAAUACACGGGAAGUCCAGCUGCCGCACCAGUUGCCCCAGCAUGACUAUCUGAGUAACCUUGAGCCCCUGGGAGUGAUUCAUACCAUCUCGGGCAACGAGCCGCCGUACAUGACAGCAAUGGAUGUUACUCAACACGCCCGACUGAUGAAUGAGCACUCCAGCUGGGAUAAGAAAACGGUGACGAUGACCGUUUCAUUCACCCCGGGAUCCGUGUCACUGGCAGCCUGGGGCCUCACGCCGCAAGGAUACAAGUGGGGUGCCGAGAACAAGGACACGACGUCUGACCAACCGCAGGGUUUCUCGACCAGCAUGGGGGAGAAGUGCCAGCUGUUACUCAGUGACAAGAUUCGCGGUUACUUCCUGGUUCCCGAGGAUAAUGUGUGGAACUAUAGUUUCAUGGGCAGCUCCUUCGGCAGUGUCGAGAAACGGCCAGUGUACGUGAAGAUCGACACGCCCCUGAGGUUUUAUGAUGAUCAACACCGGCCACUGCACUUCCAAAACUUUGCAGAGCUGGAGGACAUUUGGGUUGAUCGAUCUGAUAACUUUGCAUGA